Molecule: messenger RNA, 498 nt
Organism: Dentiscutata erythropus
Lineage: Eukaryota; Fungi; Glomeromycota; Glomeromycetes; Diversisporales; Gigasporaceae
Source: the annotation of a GenBank genome assembly
AUGAGCAAGAAAUUAGAUUUAGUUGCAUUACAUAUUACUUUAACUGAAGAAAAUAUUGAAAUUAAUAAAGAAAUACAAAUUCUUCAUUGUCAAGAAUAUUUUUGGUCAAAUUUAAAAUAUUUACAUAACUUUAUUCAUAUGAUUGAGAGUAAUAAUUUACUCUUAUCUACAGCAUAUAUUGAAUUUAAUAAGCUACUAAAUUGGGAUGAAUUAAUUGAAGAAAUUAUUCAGCUAGCUAAUAAUAAAUCUUCAGAAUUAAUUUUAAGUGAAUUAGCAGAUUAUGUAGAAAAAACUGGUCCUUUUUCAAGUCAGUCAAUUGAUUUUAACUAUAAUGAAGAAUUAGAUAAAUUUAUUAACAUUGAGGAAACUAUUAAUAUUGAAGAAGAUAUUAAUGUUGAAAAACUAGUUAAUGAAAAUUAUAAUAAUUUAAAUUUGUUAUAUAAUUCAGAUUUAAAUAAAAUAGAUUAUAAUAAUAUUUUAAAUACUAAUAGUUUAUGA